UAUAAGAGAAACUAUGUGCGAGAGAAACUGUGAGUGAGAGAAGACCAACUCAGACCAAAACAUUUUGGACAGCUUUCGCCGUUUUGACCGUGUAGGGUAUUUUGUGGAAAGAAAAAAUUUACGGUCUAGGUGAUUACCAGCCGUUGUUCGGGAAAGGAGCCCGCACUCCUCCCCGCACUCUCUCGGGGAGGAGACCUCGAGGAGACCUGAAACGAGAGAGCGGCGGAUUUCAUCGCUCAUCAAACGAACCCAGCAGAGAAUUGCAAAGAGGAGUAUCGGGUUUUCUCCAUGUCUCACCCAGAAAAGGGGGUGGGGAAUCCACCUUGAAAACAAGACGCUUCUCAGUUGCACAAUUGAAAUCAAGAAUUUUAUGGGUCGUUGCAAAACGUGUCUUACGCAAUCCCGGUGUUUGUGUGACAUCAUGCUCACAUGCAUGUCACACAUUCGUAUCCGUGAUGACGGUCUGGUUGCGGAUAUUACGUCAUAACGUUGAAAAGUUUCAAUGGCGCUCAUGGCAGAAAGUGACGGUUCUCCCGCAGAAACCACUGAACAGCGCGAACCAUUAUGGAGAAGGGCAAAAGCUGUGGUGUUAAAGAAUUUUUUACCCAUUUCCUUGAUAUUCUUUCUAAUUUUUGGAAUUUUAGUUCCCCAACCAGGAGUUUUCUUUAGCGAAUUGCCAACACAGUAUGUCUGUGUUGUGGGAAUCUUCUUUCAUAGCGGUCUUAAACUGAAAACCGGCGAGUUGAAGGAAGCGUUCAAAUCUAUCAAAGCCCUCAUCUGGGGAAUCGUUUGUAUUUUGUUGAUUACGCCGAUAAUCGGCGGACAACUAACCGGUUUGUUACCUUACUCCGUGACAAAGCAUCUUGGUGGCAAUUCGACGAACAGCACUUCUUCGCCGGAUGGAAAUAACUUUGAGGGUAGCUCGAUUCUUGGACCGGCGUUAUUUCAAACAGGAAUGCAGGUUUACUUCAUUGUACCGUGCACGAUUGCUGGUGGAGUUAUAUUGACAGCCCAAGCAGGAGGUGCAGUAGCUUUGUCUGUAAUGCUUACAGUGGUUUGUAAUUUGGCUGCCGUGUUUACUGUUCCGCCACUUGUGUCUUGGAUAAUAGCUUUUGAGAAUGUAAAGUUAGAUCCUGUGAAACUGUUGAUUAAGCUGGUAUUAACUGUGCUGCUACCUUUACUGGUUGGCAAAGGGCUAAGGUAUGUGCCUCAUGUGAAGCCUUGCAUCAAGAAAUUCUCCAACACACUUAAGGUGAUAAGCAUCAUACUGUUAACAAUGAUUCCAUGGUUGAAGGUCAGUCAAGCAAGUAAGCAAAAAGCCUUUGGCGCAAUCUCUGUUGGAAGCAUUUUUGCUGUGCUUGGAUGGGGUUUAGCAAUGCAUCUGCUCUUUAUCAUUGUCAUAUAUCCUCCAUGCCUCAUUCUCAAACCGGAUAGACCUGCGUUGAAGUCAGUCAUGAUAAUGGCCAGUCAGAAAUCCUUAGCAGUUGCAUUGACGAUUGCCGGGUACCUUCCAUUUACCCACGCUGAACAAGGCAUCAUUAGUCUUCCACUGAUCAUCAUUCACCUUGGGAUUCUCGUGUCAGACUCUGUGUGGGCGUCAUGGUGGUUUGCAUAUGAUGCUAAGAAAGAGAAAGUUGCAGCAGCUGACAGUGCUUCAGAUGGUCAACCUUGUACAAAUGAACUUGAAAUUGUAGCGUAUGAUGCUAAUCAAAGUUUACACAUUCCAGUAUGUGCAUUCCAGUAUGUUUCGACGUUGUGAGUCUUCCACUCAGAGCUUGACUGCUUGAAAGAUGACAACUGGGGUACUUACCAUUUACAUGGGAAAACCGGAAAUUCCAGUUGGAAAAUCAAAUGGUUCGC
Messenger RNA from Orbicella faveolata, 1860 nucleotides. RefSeq lists its product as uncharacterized. The record is from RefSeq and is a predicted model, not a curated record. Lineage: Eukaryota; Metazoa; Cnidaria; Anthozoa; Scleractinia; Merulinidae.